GAGACAAGUGAAAAUGCAUUGAGAAUCUCUCUCUCUCGCUCUCUCUCUCCUCACCAAAUAUCUGAGUUUUUCUAAUUUGCAGGUUUUGUACUUUGUCGAAGUUCUGAACUAUAUUUGUUUCUAAGGGCGUCAUGCGUCUCUCUUUUAGGUACGUCUCUCUCUCUCUUGCUUCCUAUUUCUGUAUUUCUCCCUCGAUUAUCCUCUUUCUCACUGAACUGUUCCUUCUCGGCUCUACCUCUCCAAGACUGAUGGCUGUUGGUCCUGGUAGACAAGUUAAUUUUUGAGAGAGAGAGCAAGGAAGUGACGUGUCAUGGCCCUGAAUCUUAUGAUUACCAGAAGAACCUCCCAAUAUGCCUAUCUGCUUCCCCCAUUUCCAGCCAAACUGCAAAUAUUGGCGCAUUCAAAUAAUAUCUCGCCUGAAAUCAUCACCCAGACUUUUAAAUUUGGGAAACCGUUUUCUUCCUCAUCAGCUUUGACUCUAGAUUUCUUGGAUGAAGAAAACUAUAGCGGCCUUGAUUUCGAUAUGUACUAUUCCUCUCUAUUAGAUAAUUCAACCCAUAAAGCCCAUCUACUCCAAAUCCAUGCUCAGCUUAUCGUGUCCGGAUUGCAAGAAAGCAACUUUUUAGCUACGAAAUUCGUUCACGCAAGCUCAAAUAUGGGGGAAAUUCAUUAUGCCCGUGAGUUGUUCGAGAAAAUUCCUGAACCGAAUAUCUUCUUGUAUAAUUCGAUCAUAAGGGGUUAUUCUAGGAACAGUUUGUUCGGUGAUGCACUUGAUAUGUAUUCAAGAAUGCAGUCCCGAGGGGUGAGCCCAGAUAGGUUCACUCUACCUUAUGUGCUCAAAGCUUGCAGUGGACAAUCAGCCCUCAAAAUGGGUUUUCGGAUUCAUGCCCAGAUUUUCAGACAUGGGUUUGAAUCGGAUGUGUUUGUGCAGAAUGGUCUUGUGGCAUUAUAUGCCAAGUGUGGAGAGAUCAACAGGGCUAGAGCUGUAUUUGACGGAUUAUGUGAUAGAACAAUUGUUUCUUGGACUUCAAUCAUUUCUGGGUAUGCCCAGAACGGACAGCCUUUGGAAGCUUUGAGAAUUUUUAGUGAAAUGAGACAGCAGGAUGUGAAACUAGACUGGAUUGCUCUUGUGAGUGUCCUUAAGGCUUACACUGAUGUCGAAGACUUAGAACCGGGUAAAUCUGUGCACGGUAUUGUCAUUAAAAUGGGGCUAGAAAUGGAACCGGACUUACUCAUUGCACUUACAUCUAUGUAUGCAAAAUGUGGGGAAGUAACAGUUGCUAAAUCUUUGUUUGAUCAAAUGGAGAUGCCAAAUGUAAUUCUGUGGAAUGCAAUGAUAUCUGGGUUUGCAAAGAAUGGUUAUGCUGAUGAAGCUGUGGAGGUUUUUCGUAAGAUGACCUACAAGGGCAUCAAAGCAGACUCUAUCACUGUACGUGCUGUGAUUUCAGCCUGUGCCCAAGUAGGUUCACUUGAUUUAGCACGACUGAUGGAUGAGUACAUUGAUAGAACUGAGUACAGAAACGAUGUUUUUGUUAAUACAGCCCUUAUUGACAUGUACGCAAAGUGUGGAAGCAUAGAGUUUGCACGAAAAGUAUUUGAUAACACUCCAGAUAAAGAUGUCGUGGUCUGGAGUGCCAUGAUUGUGGGGUAUGGCUUGCAUGGUAGAGCUCGCGAAGCCAUUGAUCUUUUCAAUUUGAUGAAGCAUGCCCGGGUGGAACCGAAUGAUGUAACCUUUCUUGGACUCCUCUUGGCAUGCAAUCAUUCAGGCCUUGUACAAGAAGGUUGGGAGUAUUUUUACCGUAUGCAACAAGACCAUGGGAUCGUGCCUCGGCACCAACACUAUGCUUGUGUGGUUGAUCUUCUUGGCCGUGGAGGUUAUUUAGAUGAGGCUUAUAAAUUCAUCGCAAACAUGCCUAUUGAACCAGGUAUCACUGUGUGGGGUGCCCUCUUGAGUGCAUGCAAGAUCCAUCGCCAUGUUUCACUGGGAGAAUAUGCUGCAGAACGUGUUUUCUCAUUAGACCCAUUAAAUGCAGGGCACUAUGUGCAGCUUUCAAAUCUAUAUGCUUCACUCAGGAUGUGGGACCGUGUAGCGAAGGUCCGAGUACUGAUGAAAGAGAAAGGACUCAGUAAAGAUCUCGGCUAUAGUAUGAUUGAGUUAAAUGGUAAGCUUCAGGCCUUCCGGGUUGGAGACAAGUCACACCCAAGAUCGAAGGAGAUCUUUUUGGAGCUUGAGAGGCUAGAGAGGAAGUUGAAGGAGGCUGGAUUUGUUCCAGACACAGGCUCUGUCAUGCAUGACUUGAACCAUGAAGAAAUAGAGUAUACUCUUUGUAAUCACAGUGAGAGGCUAGCCAUUGCUUAUGGCCUUAUCAGUACACUUCCUGGAACAACUCUUAGGAUAACAAAGAAUCUCCGUGCAUGUGUUAACUGUCAUUCAGCGGCCAAGCUUAUAUCUAAGAUUGUGAACAGGGAGAUAGUUAUUCGGGAUGCAAAUAGAUUUCAUCACUUCAAGGAUGGAUUAUGCUCCUGUCGAGACUAUUGGUGAGAAGGUGGGUUUAACCGUAAGUUCACGUCAACUAUGGAGCAGCUUCAAGCCUGACAAAGCAGCUUGUAGUGCUCCGAUAAGAAACAGAGAACAGAAAACAAAUUGAGAAAAGGUGCAAUGUUUCUUUUUGUGGAAAGUUGGAAGGGAUUUAAUGGUCAGCAUCUGAAUGUCUGAAACAUUGACCGAGUAUGUGUAGCUGAUCGAUCUGAUAGAGAAGCAAGUCAUAGAAUUUGCAGUUGUUAUAUCAAUGCUUGAUUAAUACGUGCCCUUGUUGGAAUCCCAUGUAUAAGUUGCCUAUCAAAAUCCACCAUCCUAAGAAUGGGCAUUCCGUGUUUGGGGGAAAGAAGAACAAAAUGAAAGGAAAAGAGAAAGAAAAGUUGAGUUGCCGGUGAUGGUCCACCUCAAAAGGACCCAACUCUUGAAAUCCCUUCUUCAUCUCCCACUUUGCUUGGUUCACAGUUGGGUUCGGUGCUACACAAUCCCACCUGUGAAGACUAAGCCCUGUUUUUGGAAUUAAACCUCUGGUGUUAUUCUAGAUAUGUUGAAGGAAGUUCGACAGGAUUCAAGGACGACUGUUCAGUCAUUGUUGCUUCACUUCUGCUGUUAUACAGAAUGAACAUCAACAAUUCACCAGGCUUCCGGACGAUUAGAGGGGCCUUUUAGCUAAAUUUUGUAACUGAAUUCUGUUCUUAUUUAUUUAGUUUUAGAUCGGAAGAUUCUGUUCUUUAUUUUGUUAUAGCUGAAAGUCUAAUGCUUCAUCCUUCAAGUCA
This is a messenger RNA of Macadamia integrifolia, 3312 nucleotides long. RefSeq names its product pentatricopeptide repeat-containing protein At3g12770. The record is from RefSeq and is a predicted model, not a curated record. Gene Ontology annotation, biological process: RNA modification. NCBI's taxonomy places the organism in Eukaryota, Viridiplantae, Streptophyta, Magnoliopsida, Proteales, Proteaceae. Bases 311 to 2542 code for a protein of 743 amino acids. Gene Ontology annotation, molecular function: protein binding; zinc ion binding; RNA binding. The transcript has 2 exons.